AUGAAGCGGAGGCACCGAGUGCGUGUCAAGCCAUGGAUGGCGCUGGUCUUUAUUUUGGUGAAGUUGAUGGGGGCCUUUGUGCCACCACCGCAGGUGGCAUCAGCGAGACUGCGGGGCCUCAUUGAGCGUCCUCAAUUUAUUGGGUCUAGCAUUGUGAAAGAGGAUUUGCGCCCACGCUCGACCCAUUGCAGAGCUUUGGAUGUGAGGGUCUGGCAAGUCAUUGUUUCUGCUUCGGGUCUUGUUGUAGCGACAAUACAGGCAGUGCGGGCAGUCAGGGACUCAGUGCGGACAUUCAAAGCCUCUUCCGAGGGCAAAAUCCGAGCAGCAGUGGCAAAGGCCAUGAAACCUUUUGAGCCCAGCAGGCCGCAAGACGAGGUCAUCCAAAGGCCAGUGAUGGGAACUAUCCGGAAACGCGUUGAGAGCUGGCAACAACAUGCGACCAUCAUUGGUGGUCGCUAUCAGUCCGGCAAGUCGGUGGCAACAGAAGAAGCCUUGCGCGGGGUGCGAGGUGUUGUGCGAUUCAGCAUCGAGAGCGCCGAUUGGAAGAGGAUGAUGUUCGAGGAACUUAAAGUGGAGAACAGUGGUCUGUUCAAAGAGAUGAUGCGCCGAGUGGGCGAGAAGCUCAAGGACUUUCCCGACAACCUCACCAAGUAUCCCGUUCUCCUCCUCGACAUCCCUCGUACAACCAUUGAAGGCAUCGAUCGAGUCUCUUCUACAGCGAAGGAUGUGGCGACGGACAAAAUCGGCUGUGCCAUACAUGUGAUUGUAUCAGCCUCUUCGGCGGCAGCGGCGCUGGCUUUCGAUGCUGGUGGAUUGGAAAGGCAGGAAGACAUUUGGGUUGGCGACUUGACCGAGCAGGAAGCGAAGGAGUUUUUGGCACUGCAUGGGCAUGAGAAGAAUUGGAAAGACUUCGUGGAUGCUUGUGGCUUGCGGAUUGGCGACUUGGUGAAGGCCUGUGAGAAUCUGAAGAAAGGAAUGUCAUUGGACGACACGAAGCAAGAAUGUCAGCGACUUGCUACUGUGGAAAUUGUCCGCUUCAUGGAGCUUCAAGUGCACCCCAAGGUCACGGGGCGCGAGAUGGUGAAAGAGCUCCUCAAAGUUUAUCCUGAAGGCAUCCCAGAGGUUUCAAACGGCAUCAGCAUCCUCCCAAGGGAGGUUGCCGCACUAAUUCGCAACAAGAGUUGUCAUGCUGUGUAUUUUCACCCUAUCAAGAAGCGCUUCUUUUUUGCCUCCAAAUUGCAUAAGGAGGCCGCUGAAGCGCAACUGGCAAAUCCAUGA
Molecule: messenger RNA, 1278 nt
Organism: Effrenium voratum
Lineage: Eukaryota; Dinophyceae; Suessiales; Symbiodiniaceae
Source: the annotation of a GenBank genome assembly